Molecule: messenger RNA, 2940 nt
Organism: Paramuricea clavata
Lineage: Eukaryota; Metazoa; Cnidaria; Anthozoa; Malacalcyonacea; Plexauridae
Source: the annotation of a GenBank genome assembly
UUUACACUGUACCCUCCCAAAUAGGGUAGUUUUUAUCCCUUGAUAAUCCUAAAUUUUGGGGGGUAAUUUUUAACUCUUUUCAAAUUACCCCUGCAGAACGUUACCCAUUAAUGAUUUACCCCUUUAAAUUAUACCCACAAAAACCGGGGCAUUCUGUGUAACUUUUAGAGCCCCUUACAUUAUAGGGUAGUUUUUACUCCCGAAAAUUUACAGUGUACGCAGGCUAGGAAUAAAGAAACCCCGUUAUUUGGAGAUACCGUCAUUUAUUCUUCUCUUGUUUAACAUCUCUUUCCUUUCACCUUCUCCAUAUAACCUGACUUCAAUUAAAUCAUUAGGUGCAGUGAUUUGUGGACGUCAUUUUCGUAAUCCUGUUUCACUAUCCAAAUUGAUCAUGGAGCAAUCACCUCAUUGUGCCUUAUGUGGAGAUGGAGCUCUGGAAUUUGCUAUGGAAAAAAACUUUCCUAUUUGUGAUCCCGAAGACCUAAAAAGCCCAUACGCUAUUGUAAUUAACCACACAGAUUUCAAGGAGUAUGUAAAGCAUCACUAUAUGGGAAAUCCAGUAAACGAUCACCCAGACGACCGAGAGACCAACCACACUGUAUCUGCUGCUGCUAUGGAUGGACAAAAUGCAAAGGUUAGGUUUUGUAAUUGUAAUUUUGAAAACCAUCACUAUAAGAGAAAUCCAGUAGAAGCUCGCCCAGACGAAGAAGUUGUUUAUAAUAUGAUAAAUGGACAAAAUGCGCAGGUUAAGUUUUGUAAUUGUAAUUUUUUAAAUCAUCACCACAAGGGAAAUCCAAUAGAAGCUUGCCCAGACGAUCCAGAGACCAACGACACUGUAUCUGCUGUUGCUAUGGAUGCCAUGGGCCACUUAGCGUGUGCGACGUCAACAGGUACAUGCAAAACUUCACUUCUGAACAUUCGUUUUAACUUGGAAAUCAUGUAAUAAUGUAAUCAAUUAACGAAUUCGUCAUCAACAGCAACAUAACGAUCCUCAUCAUCAGAAGCAUGAACAACAGCAGCAACAACAGCUACAACAACAGCUACAACAUCAGCUACAACAUCAGCUACAACAUCAGCUACAACAACAGAAGCUGCAAGGGAAAAAAACAACAACAAAAUGGCAACAACAUGCAAAACAGUUAUAAAAACAGCGAAAAUAGCAACAAAAACAUUACAACAACAACAACAAUAACAACAUCAACAGUCGACAACAACAGAAAAACAACAGCAACAACAGCACAAAAGAAAAAUCAACAGCGGCAUUAAUAACAACAACAAAAUUACCACCACAACAACUACAACAAGAAAACAACAAAAACAACAACAACAACAACAACAACAACAACAACAACAACAACAACAACAGCAGUAAAGGCAGCAGUAGUAACGGCAGAGAAUAGCAGAAACAGCCACAAUUUUUUAUUUAGGUGGUAUAGCAGGAAAAUUGAAAGGUCGUGUCGGUGAUGCUCCGUUGGUUGGUUGCGGAGGUUACGCAAAUAAAAUGGGAGGUGCAACAACAACUGGAGUUGGAGAGGCGAUAAUGAAACUGACUUUAGCAAGAGAAGUUGUUUAUAAUAUGGAAAAUGGAAAAAAUGCACAGGUUAGAUUUUGUAACUGCAGUAUAAUUCUAUUUCCCAGCUACAAAACAACGAAGAAUGCAAUCAUUCAUAUCGGACGACGCAAGUGCAUAAAUAUCCGUUGUGUUAAAUUGUGCAAGAUGCAGGCAUAAUGCAGCGCGGUAAACGCUUGUUGUUACACAUUAUAUUUUGGCCUGCAGAUAUGCUUUAUACCAAUUCUCAUUGUUUAUUGUCGACGGUGACUGUUGGAGAGAGCCGUAGCUAACUCUAAUGGUUAAUGGUGGCCCAGAUAAAAAGUUUCGGGCGGAUCUAUAAAUUUCAGAAUAAUAGUGUUCUGAAUGCUUAUUACACGGAGAUUGAAGUCCAUCAGUUUACGGUUGAUAAUAAAACGCUUGGUAAAUAAAAAAUAGCUUAUAAAAAACGAAAUAAAAAGUCUUCAGAGUGAAACAAUACAAAUAUUUAAAUGGGCGCUAAAAGGGUGGAAGGGAGGGGAACACCCCACAGUCAUCAAGUAGUCGGCAAAAUAUUGAAUCCCAGUCGGCAAAUUUUAAAUAAAUUUGAAUAAAUGCCAAUCAGUUGUCAAGAUCUUAAUUUUAUCAGCUGCUCUGUAUAAAUAUUGCAUCAGGGUAUAUGUUACGACUUAGUAGUGUUUACGAUUGACGUACAGGGUAAAAAGAGUUUCUUGACUACUUUUUCGCACUGUUGUGACAGAGCAACUAAAAUUGAUAAUCGAAGAUUUUUUAUAUUACCUUCUGUUUUGCCAUAGGAAUCUGCAAGAAAUGCUUUGGACAAAAUGGAAGAAUUUGACGAUGGAUUUGGUGGUGUAAUUGCGAUUGACAAAAACGGAAACUUUGGUAAGGCCUUCAAUACUAUUAAAAUGGUUUGGGCAAGCAUCAAGGACAACACUUUGGAAUUUGGUAUGGAACAAGAUGAAGUUGACACUGAACAAUUAUAGAUAAUAAACAUAAAUAAGAGUGCAUGAAAUCUGGAUUAUACUCACCGUUUUGACAUUACGCUUUCAAGAACGUUAACUGAUAUUUUACUAAUUUAUUUAAUAUUUACUUCUAAUUGUGCAACAUUAAGAUUUAUCACAGCAGUUUUUAAUUGCAUUAAUAAUUUAAAGUGAUUUUGAUGUAAUAUAAUCUUUAAAAAUUUCUUAGUAUAACAUUAUGUACAUUUUAAUCUUGUAAAUUACGCAAUUCAGCUUCGGGCUGCUGUACAUGUGUAAUUUGUUUUCAAUAAACUAUUAAUCUAUAAUGUAUCUAACUAUCACAAUGUUUUUAUCUUAAGAAUGUCUAUGGUAUGGGAAACAGACUAUUUCUGACACAGGAAAGCGUAGUUUCAAACAAUAAAGAAAAACAAU